Molecule: messenger RNA, 3243 nt
Organism: Pelmatolapia mariae (spotted tilapia)
Lineage: Eukaryota; Metazoa; Chordata; Actinopteri; Cichliformes; Cichlidae
Product: E3 ubiquitin-protein ligase TRIM35-like
Exons: 2
Coding region: 1-1485 (494 amino acids)
Biological process (GO): protein ubiquitination
Cellular component (GO): cytoplasm
Molecular function (GO): zinc ion binding; protein binding; ubiquitin protein ligase activity
Source: RefSeq, a predicted model, not a curated record
AUGCUGCUUAUUGUUUUUGUCUUCCUGAAAGGAGAAACAUACACAGAGACAGACGCUUCAUUCACAGGCAAAAUGUCGCUCAGAUCAGAAGAGGAUUUCUUAUGUCCUGUCUGCCAUGAAGUCUUCAAAGACCCUGUUGUUCUGUCAUGCAGCCACAGCUUCUGCAAAGACUGUCUCCAAAAAUGGUGGAGGGGGAAGAAAACAUACGAUUGUCCGUGCUGCAAGAGAAGAUCCUCAAAGAGUGAUCCCCCUCGUAAUUUGGCAUUAAAGAACCUGUGCGAGGCCUUUGUAGCGGAGAGAAGCGAGAGAGGCGAGAGAGUUUCAGAAGGGUCUGAGUCACUCUGCAGUCUGCACUCUGAGAAACUCAAAAUCUUCUGUCUGGACCACCAGCAGCCAAUAUGUGUGAUCUGUCGAGACUCGAAAAUGCAUAGCAACCACAGAUUCAGACCCAUCGAUGAGGCUGCACAGGAUCUCAAAGAGGAGCUCCAGAAAUCCCUGAAGCCCUUAAAGGAGAAACUGCAGGUCUUUGAAGAUGUUAAAGGAAGCUAUGAUCAAAUAGUGAAACACAUCAAAGUCCAAGCUCAAAGCACAGAGAGGGAGAUUAAGGAGCAGUUUAAGAAUCUUCACCAGUUUUUGCACGAUGAAGAGAAGGUGAGGAUUGCUAACCUGAAGGAGGAUGAGGUGCAGAAGACCAAGAUAAUGAAGGAGAAGAUUGAGAGUCUGAGCAGAGAAACAGCAGCUCUUUCAAGCACAAUCAGAGCCACAGAGAGGGAGCUCAAAGCUAAAGACAUCUCAUUCCUGCAAAACUACAAGGCUGCAGUUAAAAAAGCCCAGCAGCGCCCCCUGCUGCAAAAUCCAGAGCUGGCUUCAGGAGUGCUCAUAGAUGUGGUCAAACACCUGGGCAACCUGACCUUCAACGUCUGGAACAAAAUGAAAGAGAAGGUCUUCUACAGUCCUGUGAUUCUUGAUCCAAACACUGCCGACCCAGAACUUGUUGUAUUUGAUAAUCUGAGCAGCGUGAAAUCAGGAGAGCGGAAACAGCUUCCCAAAAACCCAGAGAGAACCAAGUUCUCCUGCUCUGUUCUCGGCUCUAAAGGCUUCAACUCAGGGACACAUGAGUGGGAUGUUGAUGUUGGAAACAACAAGGACUGGGAACUGGGCAUGUUGAGCGAGUACUCCCAGGCCAGCGGACGCCUUCAGUCAGGACUGUGGAGAAUUUUGUUCUCUAAUGGUAAAUUCUCAGCAUUUUCAUCACCAGACACUGAGAAGGAUCUACCAGUGAAGAAGGAAGUGCAGAGGAUCAGAGUCCAUCUGGACUUUGACAGAGGAAAGUUGUCGUUCUCUGAUCUUGACACUAAUGCCCACAUGCACACCUUCACACACAGCUUCUCUGACACCCUGUUUCCUUACAUUUACACUGAGAAUCCUCAGCCACUGAAGGUUUUACCAGUGAAGGUCACUGUGACAGUGGAAAAGAACACUUAGGGUGAUCCAUAUCAUGAUAAUGUUGGGAAAUUUGACAAAACUGUGAGACAAAAUGUGUUAACUGUUUAGGAACGUAGAGCAACUUUAAUAUUAACGGCGCAAAUAUUAUACAAAUGUACAAGCUGGUGAAUAUAAAAGACUGCUGCAAUGGUGAUGUGACGAAGUACUCUCAUAUACUUAUUGGUUUUAUUUGUACCUCAAUAUACAUAAAAUCAAAAGCUAUUAGAUAUUCUACAAUGGAACAUUUAGGUCAGGAUUUAUGGUUGUUUUGUAGAAAUAUGGUCUAAUUUAGCUUAUCUAAGUUCAUUUCUAUUUCGCCUAAGUUGGCCUGUUAUAGUUCGUUGUUCAUUAGAUUCCCCAUUUGUCUUCACCCCUGUGUCUCAUGUUUACGUCUCUCAGUGUUUCCUGUUUUAUUUUGAAGAGUCAGCGGUCUCCAUGUUCAGUGUGUUUUGUUUUACGUCCCCUGUGGUGUCAUUAUGUUUCUUUGUGUCAGCUGUUUCCCCACGUCUCCACUUCCCUCAUUAGCCUCCUGUGUGCCUUCAUUCAGUCUUUGUCAGGUUGUCUGUGUUACUUUCACGAUGUCAUGUCACGCCAAGGUAUUUCAUGAUUCAGCUCAGGUCAUGCUCACGUUCCAUGUUCCUAUUUUUUCCUCGCUUUUUGCAUGCUCCUGCCUUGAAUCAUGUUCAUGUCUUCCGUUGCAGUUGUCGUAGUUUAGUUUCUUCCAGUUUAGGUUGUAGUUUAGUUUUCGUUCCUGUUCACUUUACCGCAGGCUUGGCCAACUCCAGGCCUCGAGGGCCGGUGUCCCUCAGGUUUUAGAUGUCAUCCUGGGCCAACACACCUGUAUCAAAUGAUUAGUUCAUUACCAGGCCUCUGGAGAACUUCAAGACAUGUUGAGGAGGUCAUUUAGCCAUUUAAAUCAGCUGUCUUGGAUCAAGGACACAUCUAAAACCUGCAGGACACCGGCCCUUAAGGCCUGGGUUUGGACACCACUACUUUCUCGUGUUUUUUGUACUCAUGUUAUGAGCCAGAACAAAGGGCUCGCUUUUUUAUUAUUCAAGUUACCGUUUUACGCUCCGUUUUUUGGUCUGCAUUUGGGUCCAGUAUUCACUCUACACACAGUCACCUCCCGCUGCCAUGGGGUAUUUUUCUCGCUACUUCAUGAACAAGAAUGUCUAAGAUGCUUGAGUAUAUGAAACACAGUCCUCAAAAUAAUGUUUCACAAUGCUCGUGACUUCACUUUGGCUUUGGGAAAGAAACUUAAAAUGUGAAGGGAAAACCCCGAGUUACAGGGUUACACUGUGCUUUUAUUUAUAAAUUCACAAUGUUUUUAAAUGUUGGUGUUUAAAUCCACAACCUUGCUGUCACUUCACAGCAAGGUUUAUAUAGUUAUUUAACACUGUUACUCAGACUUUGAGUAAUUAAGAGAUUUAUUAAACUUAAAACUGAAGAAAAAGUAAAGGAAUGACACAAAAUGAGAGAAUUAUUGCAAAAAAGAACGUGUUGCGUAAUUCUGAAGAUAAUAUCCUCAUAAAUCUUACCUAACAUAAUUUCUGUCAAAUAAUUUCUGCUGUGAUUUAAUGAUGUGUUGAGAUCCACGUGUUACUUAACAGAUUUCUGUAGCAUGCACUUUGCUUUGUUCCAGUUCUUUGUCUUUUUGCUUUUUCUGAUUGUAGGAAGAAUAAAAAUCACGCUGAAAGAACUUUUUUGUUUCUGGUGUAUCCUUGUAACCAACUUUAACUUAUUAAUGUAGACUGAACA